Messenger RNA from Vanessa tameamea, 6390 nucleotides. RefSeq names its product Myosin heavy chain (gene Mhc). Gene Ontology annotation, biological process: muscle contraction; sarcomere organization. The transcript is spliced from 26 exons. Lineage: Eukaryota; Metazoa; Arthropoda; Insecta; Lepidoptera; Nymphalidae. Gene Ontology annotation, molecular function: ATP binding; microfilament motor activity; actin filament binding. The record is from RefSeq and is a predicted model, not a curated record. Gene Ontology annotation, cellular component: cytoplasm; myosin II complex; myosin filament. Bases 83 to 5929 code for a protein of 1948 amino acids.
UGUGUGCAAGUGGCUCCAAGAAGGCUCCAGGGCUGUGUUCUCGUGUCUCGACUAGCCCAAAAGUCUCGUAAGCCCCUCCGAAAUGCCGAAGCCACAAGUACAAGAGGGCGAGGACCCCGAUCCGACCCCAUACCUGUUCGUCUCUCUCGAACAAAAGCGUAUCGACCAGAGCAAGCCCUACGAUGGCAAGAAGGCUUGCUGGGUUCCAGACGAAAAAGAGGGCUUCGUGCAGGGUGAAAUUAAGGCCACCAAGGGCGACCUGGUGACCGUUAACCUUCCCGGAGGCGAGACCAAAGACUUCAAGAAGGACCUAGUAGCACAAGUCAACCCGCCUAAGUACGAAAAAUGUGAGGAUAUGUCCAACUUGACAUACCUCAACGACGCUUCGGUUUUGUAUAACUUGAAGCAGAGAUAUUACCAUAAGCUUAUUUACACGUACUCGGGUCUCUUCUGUGUCGCCAUCAACCCUUACAAGAGAUUCCCCGUGUACACGUUCCGAUGUGCCAAGCUUUACCGAGGCAAGCGUCGUUCGGAAGUGCCACCCCACAUUUUCGCCAUUUCCGACGGCGCCUACGUCAACAUGUUGACCAACCACGAGAAUCAAUCUAUGUUGAUUACCGGUGAGUCUGGUGCCGGAAAGACUGAGAACACGAAGAAGGUAAUUGCUUACUUCGCCACCGUUGGUGCAGCGCAAAAGAAGGACCCUACCCAGGACAAGAAGGGAUCCCUGGAAGACCAGGUCGUCCAAACUAACCCUGUGCUUGAAGCCUUCGGUAACGCCAAGACUGUGCGUAACGACAACUCCUCCCGUUUCGGUAAAUUCAUCCGUAUUCACUUCGGCCCCUCUGGAAAACUGGCUGGUGCUGACAUUGAGACCUACCUGCUCGAGAAGGCUCGUGUAAUUUCCCAGCAAGCCCUUGAGCGUUCUUACCACAUCUUCUACCAGAUGAUGUCUGGUUCCGUAAGCGGUCUUAAAGACAUGUGUCUGCUGUCAAACGACAUAUAUGAUUAUUACAUCGUAUCGCAAGGAAAAACUACAAUCCCAAACGUAGAUGAUGGCGAGGAAUGUCUUUUGACCGAUCAAGCCUUCGACAUUCUUGGUUUCACUCAAGAAGAGAAGGACAAUGUUUACAAGAUCACCGCCGCUGUAAUGCACAUGGGUUGUAUGAAGUUCAAGCAGAGGGGUCGUGAAGAACAGGCUGAAGCUGAUGGCACUGAGGAUGGUGAAAAGGUUGCCAAGCUGCUCGGCGUUGACUGCCCGGACCUGUACAAGAACUUACUGAAGCCCCGCAUCAAGGUCGGAAACGAGUUCGUGACCCAGGGUCGUAACAAGGACCAAGUCACCAACUCCGUCGGUGCUCUUUGUAAGGGCAUGUUCGAUCGUCUCUUCAAGUGGCUCGUCAAGAAGUGUAACGAAACCCUAGACACCAAACAGAAGAGACAGCACUUCAUCGGUGUACUGGAUAUUGCUGGUUUCGAAAUCUUCGACUACAACGGUUUCGAGCAACUCUGCAUUAACUUCACAAACGAGAAGCUCCAGCAAUUCUUUAACCAUCACAUGUUCGUACUCGAACAAGAGGAAUACAAGAAAGAGGGCAUCAACUGGACUUUCAUCGAUUUCGGAAUGGACUUGUUAGCUUGUAUCGAUUUGAUCGAGAAGCCUAUGGGUAUCCUCUCAAUUCUUGAGGAAGAGUCUAUGUUCCCGAAAGCUACCGACCAGACAUUCGUUGAGAAGUUGAACAACAACCACUUGGGUAAAUCUGCUCCUUACCUGAAGCCUAAACCCCCCAAGCCUGGUUGCCAAGCCGCUCACUUCGCUAUUGGUCACUACGCCGGUAAUGUCGGUUACAACAUCACCGGAUGGCUGGAAAAGAACAAGGACCCUCUUAACGACACUGUCGUUGACCAGUUCAAGAAGGGUGCCAACAAACUGUUGGUGGAAAUUUUCGCUGACCAUCCUGGCCAGUCUGGUGAUGCUGGUGCUGGUGGUGGCGGCAAGGGCGCUGGAGGCAAGCGUGCUAAGGGUUCUGCUUUCCAGACCGUGUCAUCACUUUACAGGGAACAACUUAACAAUUUGAUGACAACGCUGAGGUCCACUCAACCUCACUUCGUGCGUUGUAUCAUUCCCAAUGAAUUGAAACAGGCUGGUCUCAUCGACUCUCACCUUGUGAUGCACCAGCUCACCUGUAACGGUGUGCUUGAAGGCAUCCGUAUUUGCCGUAAAGGUUUCCCCAACAGGAUGGUCUACCCUGACUUCAAGCUCCGCUACAAGAUCCUGGCCCCUCAAGCAGCGGAAAAAGAAACUGACCCUAAGAAAAUCGCCCAAGUCAUCUUAGAAGCUACGGGCUUGGAUGUCGAGUCCUACCGUCUGGGUCAUACCAAGGUAUUCUUCCGCGCUGGUGUUCUGGGUCAGAUGGAAGAGUUGCGUGACGACAGACUGUCUAAGAUCGUAUCUUGGCUCCAGGCCUACAUCCGCGGUUACCUUUCCCGUAAGGACUUCAAGAAGUUGCAGGAACAGAGAUUGGCUCUCCAAGUUGUCCAACGCAACUUGCGCAAGUACUUGCAGCUCCGCACCUGGCCAUGGUGGAAACUGUGGCAGAGGGUCAAGCCCCUCCUCAACGUCACCCGCGUCGAGGAUGAGAUCGCGAAACUGGAGGAGAAGGCUCAAAAGGCCCAGGAGGCUUUUGAGAAGGAAGAGAAGCUCCGCAAGGAGGUCGAGGCCCUCAACUCUAAACUGCUUGAGGAGAAGCAGGCCCUACUUGCUUCUCUCGAGGGAGAGAAGGGUUCUCUCUCUGAAACCCAGGAGCGUGCCAACAAACUCCAAGCACAGAAGGCUGAUCUCGAGGGUCAACUUAGGGACACACAAGACCGUCUCACCCAGGAGGAGGAUGCCCGCAACCAGCUAUUCCAAGCCAAGAAGAAGUUGGAACAGGAAAUCUCUGGCCUGAAGAAAGAUGUAGAAGACCUCGAACUUAACAUCCAGAAGUCUGAACAAGACAAGGCUACCAAAGACCACCAAAUCCGCAACUUAAACGAUGAAAUCGCCCACCAGGACGAGCUCAUUAACAAACUCAACAAGGAAAAGAAACUUCAAGGAGAAUCUAACCAGAAGACCUCUGAGGAGCUGCAAGCCGCCGAAGACAAGGUUAACCACCUUAACAAGGUCAAGCAGAAGCUCGAGCAGACCCUUGAUGAGCUCGAAGACUCAUUGGAGCGUGAAAAGAAACUGCGUGGUGAUGUUGAGAAGCAGAGGAGGAAGGUUGAAGGCGACCUUAAACUUACCCAGGAAGCCGUCUCUGACCUCGAACGCAACAAAAAGGAACUCGAACAAACUAUUCAGCGCAAGGACAAGGAAAUCUCAUCUCUCACUGCCAAGCUCGAAGACGAACAAUCUUUGGUCAGCAAGGUCCAGAAACAGAUCAAGGAACUGCAAGCCCGCAUCGAGGAACUGGAAGAAGAAGUCGAAUCCGAACGCCAGGCCCGUGCUAAGGCUGAGAAGCAGCGCGCUGAUCUCGCUCGUGAACUCGAAGAGUUGGGUGAACGUCUCGAGGAAGCCGGUGGUGCCACCUCUGCCCAAAUUGAACUCAACAAGAAGCGUGAGGCUGAGCUCAGCAAGCUCCGUCGUGACUUGGAGGAGGCUAACAUUCAGCACGAGUCCACCCUCGCCAACCUCCGCAAGAAGCACAACGAUGCCGUUGCGGAAAUGGGUGAGCAGCUCGACCAGCUCAACAAGCUUAAGGCUAAGGCUGAGAAAGAGCGCUCUCAAUACUUUAGCGAAGUCAAUGACCUUCGCGCCGGUCUCGACCACUUGUCCAACGAAAAGGCUGCUCAAGAAAAGAUCGUCAAGCAACUUCAACACCAGCUCAACGAGGUUCAAGGCAAGGCUGAUGAAUCCAACCGCACCCUCAACGACCUGGAUGCCGCUAAGAAGAAGUUGUCGAUUGAGAACUCCGACCUGCUCCGCCAGUUGGAGGAGGCUGAGUCCCAGGUGUCGCAGCUCUCCAAGAUUAAGGUGUCGCUCACCACACAGUUGGAGGACACCAAGAGGCUCGCUGACGAAGAGGCCAGGGAACGCGCUACUUUGCUCGGCAAGUUCCGCAACCUCGAACACGAUUUGGACAACAUCCGCGAGCAAGUGGAAGAGGAAGCCGAAGGCAAGGCUGACCUACAGCGUCAACUGUCCAAGGCUAACGCUGAAGCUCAACUCUGGCGCUCCAAGUACGAGUCCGAAGGUGUUGCUCGCUCCGAGGAACUCGAAGAAGCCAAGCGCAAACUUCAAGCCCGUCUCGCCGAAGCCGAAGAAACUAUCGAGUCUCUCAACCAGAAGGUUGUUGCUCUCGAGAAGACCAAGCAGCGUCUUUCCACCGAAGUCGAGGACUUGCAACUCGAGGUUGACCGUGCCACUGCCAUCGCUAACGCUGCUGAGAAAAAACAGAAGGCGUUCGAUAAGAUCAUUGGUGAAUGGAAACUCAAGGUCGAUGACCUUGCUGCUGAACUUGACGCCAGCCAAAAGGAAUGCCGUAACUACUCUACCGAAUUAUUCCGCCUUAAGGGUGCCUACGAGGAAGGUCAGGAACAACUCGAGGCCGUACGCCGUGAAAACAAGAACCUCGCUGAUGAAGUCAAGGAUCUCCUUGACCAGAUUGGCGAAGGUGGCCGCAACAUCCAUGAAAUCGAGAAGGCCAGGAAGCGUCUUGAAGCCGAAAAGGACGAACUCCAAGCUGCUCUCGAGGAAGCCGAAGCAGCUCUUGAACAAGAAGAGAACAAGGUUCUGCGCGCUCAACUCGAGCUGUCUCAAGUCAGACAGGAGAUCGACAGGAGGAUCCAGGAGAAGGAAGAAGAAUUCGAAAACACCCGCAAGAACCACCAACGUGCCUUGGACUCUAUGCAAGCUUCCCUUGAAGCAGAGGCUAAGGGCAAGGCUGAGGCCCUGCGCAUGAAGAAGAAGUUGGAGGCUGACAUCAACGAGCUCGAGAUCGCCCUCGACCACGCCAACAAAGCUAACGCUGAAGCCCAGAAGAACAUUAAACGUUACCAGGCACAGAUCAAGGACCUCCAAACUGCCUUGGAAGAAGAACAGCGUGCUCGUGAUGAUGCCCGCGAACAGCUUGGAAUCUCAGAGCGUCGUGCAAAUGCCCUCCAAAAUGAGCUCGAAGAAUCGCGUACGCUUCUUGAACAAGCCGACCGUGCCCGCCGCCAAGCUGAACAAGAACUUGGUGAUGCCCACGAACAGCUCAACGAACUUUCUGCUCAAAGCGCUUCCCUCUCUGCUGCUAAGAGGAAACUCGAGUCCGAGCUCCAGACCCUGCACUCUGACCUUGAUGAACUCCUUAACGAGGCUAAGAACUCCGAGGAGAAGGCAAAGAAGGCCAUGGUUGAUGCUGCCAGGCUUGCCGACGAACUCCGUGCUGAGCAAGAACACGCCCAGACACAGGAGAAACUUCGCAAGGCACUUGAACAGCAGAUCAAGGAAUUGCAAGUCAGGCUUGACGAAGCUGAAGCUAACGCGCUCAAGGGAGGCAAGAAGGCCAUCCAGAAACUUGAACAAAGAGUCAGGGAGCUUGAAAACGAGCUCGACGGUGAACAGAGGAGGCACGCUGAUGCACAGAAGAACCUGCGCAAGGCUGAGAGACGCAUCAAGGAAUUAACCUUCCAGGCUGAAGAAGACCGCAAGAACCACGAACGUAUGCAGGACCUGGUUGACAAACUGCAGCAGAAGAUCAAGACCUACAAGAGGCAGAUCGAAGAAGCCGAAGAGAUCGCCGCCCUUAACUUGGCUAAGUUCCGUAAGGCACAGCAGGAAUUGGAAGAAGCUGAAGAAAGGGCAGACCUUGCCGAGCAAGCUAUCAGCAAAUUCCGUGGCAAGGGACGCGCGGGAUCAGCUGCGAGAGGAGUCAGUCCGGCGGCGUCCGUUAAAGGGCGUCCAUAGAUCACCACUGGAUCACAUCCCCAACGUACGCGCCCCGCCUUUGACGGUUUCGGCACCUUCCCACCAAGGUUCGACCUGGCGCCCGAAAACGAUUUCUAAACGUUCCACUACAGAAAUUAACAAACGGACUGUACAGAUGUUUCGUUAUACCAACAUUUUUAUACAAUAGCAAAUAUAAGACAGCGUGAACCAAAAAGAGCUGUACCAAAAAUGUUACGCCCAAAAAUUAAACUCUAGUAAUAUUAAUGUUUUUACGAAAGGUUAUUUUGUAUCUUGUUGAUAUUUAUUUAUAAUUAUUUAUAACCGUGAAGUAUGUAUUGCGCGAGGCGGAGGAUGGGUGGGCGUGCACCCGCACCUAAGAGACACGACUUCCAACUUUUUUACGGAGCCGCACGCGCAUCCAUCGCUCGCCUUUUUUGACAUCCAAUAAAGCGAUAUCGUUGUCAUAAAAUAUUAACAAA